This is a messenger RNA of Cavenderia fasciculata, 2736 nucleotides long. It is a transcript of the gene clcE, whose product is annotated as chloride channel protein. Bases 1 to 2736 code for a protein of 911 amino acids. Gene Ontology annotation, molecular function: voltage-gated chloride channel activity. Gene Ontology annotation, cellular component: membrane. Gene Ontology annotation, biological process: transmembrane transport; chloride transport. The transcript has 4 exons. The record is from RefSeq and is a predicted model, not a curated record. Lineage: Eukaryota; Evosea; Eumycetozoa; Acytosteliales; Cavenderiaceae.
AUGGCAAAUUUUAAUCCUUUAAACGCUAUAAAGGAUAUUAAUUUGAAUCCUUUGAAUUUGAAUCUCAACCCUUUGAAUGUUGACUUUCAAGGUCAUAGAGAUCGUAUAGUUAACUUUUUCCAACAUGGUACUGAUGAUUUAAAUCAAAGAAUGCAGUCAGUAGUAACAAAUAUAAGAUCAAAUGAUUAUAAGAAAAAGAUGCAUAAAGUAUUGACAAAGAUAAAAGAUACAAAAGAAUACAAAGCAACAUCGAUGGCAGAUUACGAUGUAAUUUUUGAAUCGGUCGAUAUGUAUUCUAAUUUACAAUCCGAUCCAACGUUGGAUCGAGACGAUAUUGUUUUGGACAAGAAUAUCAAGACGUGGAAGAUGAGAUUCCAUCAUUGGUUGAAAAAGGAGCGUAUCUCGACACUACUCUUUAUCCCUAUACUCGGUAUCACCAUUGCUUUGAUGGGUAUGGCAUGUGAUAUGGCACUGAAAGAGUUGGAUGCUCUGCGACGAUACUUGUUGCCGGCAGUACACACUGGCGUCAAAUACAACUUGUACGACGCACUUAUAUUCGUUGCCUAUUCGGUGACACUGUCAUUUGUGUCGGUAUCGUGUAUUAGUUUUAUAUCGCCGUAUGCGGUGGGUUCCGGUAUCCCAGAGAUCAAGUCGAUUCUGUCAGGUAUCAAUUUGUCGCGUGUCUUGGGUGUCAAAACACUCGUCUCCAAGUUGUUGGGUAUGGUGUGUGCGACAGCCGCCGGUUUGACUAUCGGUCGUACCGGUCCGUUUAUGCAUGCGUCUGCUAUUAUCGCGCAGCAAAUGAUGGGACUGCGUUUCUUUUCAAAUAUUAAAAAGAAUCAGAUUGUGCGCUACCAAAUGUUUAUCUGUGCGUUGGCGAGUGGUGUAGUAGCCAAUUUCGGUGCACCCAUUGGUGGUCUACUCUUUGCGAUCGAGGUGACGGCGACCAACUGCAUUUUUGGCAACUUGUGGAAAGGGUUUUUGUGCGCGACGACCACUGCCAUCAUCUUUUACCUCUCGCGUCCCUUGGUUGGCAUCGAAGCAUUCUCGUCACUCUACCAUUUCAACUAUAACCCCACACCGUACGGGUACCCCGAGCUCAUCAGUUUUGUCAUUAUUGGUAUCAUCACCGGACUCAUUGGCGCACUCUUUGUAUUUCUCUAUGAAAAGAUUGUGCGGUUCCGUCUGCGUUAUGCUUUUCUCAAGCAGUCUCGUAUCGGUCUCGUCGUAGUUGUCUCUGCCCUCUCUGCUGCUCUUACAUACAUGGCCGGACCACUUGCCCGUCAGCCAUUCUCAUACUGCAUGAAACAAUUCAUCAACGAAGAGGAGCCUGUACCCUACCUAUUCCCAGUGGGCGACGGUCACCCCUACGAAAACCGUUUCUACAAUCUCUUGGUCUACAUUGGUGUCAAGCUCUUCCUCACCGUCUUUAACAUCACCAUCCCCAUUCCAGGUGGUGCCAUCACACCCUUUAUUGUCAGUGGUGCGGCACUUGGUCGUCUGUUUGGUGAACUUUUACAUUACCAUCUCAACCUCUCUGCCAUUCUCCCCGCCGGUUAUGCAGUCAUUGGUUCUGCUGGUCUAGUCUCUGGUACCAUUCGUGCUCUUUCCCCAUCUAUUUUUGUUUUAGAAUUAACUGGUCAAUUAAGUUUAUUAAUUCCUGUAUUAAUUUGUUCAAUUACAGCAACAGCAGUUGGAAAUUUCUUUAACAAACCAUUAUUUGAUACUGCAUUAAAGAUUCAAGGUUUACCAUUUUUAUCAAGUUAUAGAAGUGAAAGGGUUUAUUCAAUGACAGCAAAAGAGAUUAUGAGAUCAGAUAUUAACUUUUUAUCGAUGCAUUCAACUGUCAAACAAGUACUUGCAUUUUUGGAGAAAUAUAGAUAUACUUUUAUUCCAGUUGUCGAUACCAACAAGAAUAUGUUAUUAUUGGGUAUCGUUGAAAGAUCGAGUAUGCGUGAAUUGAUUGAAACUCAUAUUGAAAAUGUAGAAGAUGCAUUAUCAAAGAUUCAUAGCAAUGGUAUUAUUAUCGAUAAUACUACUAUUGGUCAAAAUAAUAUUAAUAAUCAAGAACACGAUAAAUUGAUAGAUAAUUCAUCCAUUUUAAUAUCACAUCCAACAACAAAUACAGAUCAUAAUAAUAAUAAUAAUAGAAAUAACAACAAACGAAAUCAACAAGAUAAACAAUCAUUAUUAUCAAGUCAAGAUGAUGAUGAUGAUGAUGAUGAAGAAGAAGAGGAAAAUGAAGAAGAUUAUGAAAAUGUUAAAUUAAAACAAGAUGAUGACGAUGGUGAUGUUGGUAGCAGUAGUAGUAUUGACCAAGAUAAUAUUGAAAUGGAAAAUCUAAGAAGAAGACAUGCUACUGAUAAUCAAGAUAUUAAUGAAAUUCAACAAGAUAAUAAUAAUAAUAACGCAAAUAAUAAUAAUAAUAAUAAUAAUAAUGGACAACAAUUUAUAACAAUUAAUGAUCAAGUUGGAGUAAAUGGAGCAGAGGAAGAGGAAACAUCAAAAUAUAUAGCAGAAUCUGUUUGGGCAGAUCACAUGUUGGGAGAUAUCAUUGAAAGUGGAGAGACAGCAUUAUUGAUGGAUUUGGCACCAAGUCAAAUUCCAGAUCUCACACCAAUGAACAAGGUGUUCCAUUUAUUCACCAUGUUGGGUCUCUCUUUCACCUAUGUUACAUCUAUGGGUAAAUUGGUUGGUGUCAUUACCAAAACUGAUCUUAUCUCUAAAGAAUUAUAA